Xenia sp. Carnegie-2017 is the source of this 4160-nucleotide messenger RNA. RefSeq names its product tudor domain-containing protein 7A-like. The coding region runs from base 206 to 3685 and encodes 1159 amino acids. Gene Ontology annotation, biological process: spermatogenesis. The transcript has 23 exons. Lineage: Eukaryota; Metazoa; Cnidaria; Anthozoa; Malacalcyonacea; Xeniidae. The record is from RefSeq and is a predicted model, not a curated record.
CCUUGUGCAAUCACUAAAAAAAUUAAAAUCGAAAGUUUCUCACUAUGCACCACUGAGAGCCUGUCAAACGGCGUGGGCUCGUUUUGAACAUCAAUCUAGAAUAUGAGAAAAUUUCCCGUAACUUUAACAUUAGCAAAGUGAGAAGUCCAAUGUGCAGAAUAUGAAAGGAGAAAAUACUGAUUGACAAAAGAAAACCCUGCUGUUGAUGGCCUCCAAGGAAAAAAUACUUGAAGAAACACAUGCCAUGUUAAGAGCAGUUUUAAUAAGUAGUCCCAAUGGAGUGGUUUUACAGCAAUUGCAAUCAGAUUAUCGAUUAAUCACGGGGAAAAAUAUUCCUUUCAAGGAACUGGGUUACAGCAACCUUGAGAAAUUUCUUGGAAAUAUUCCUUCAGUGGCUACCACAUUAAUGGGUCCUGAUGGUCGUUUGAUUGUGAAAGGUGUCGCUUCUAAUGCUGAUAAACAUGUUGCAAAGUUAAUUGCUAAGCAAAAAAAACCAAAAGUUAGAAAAUCAGCAAAAUUAUUAAUGGCUAAGAAAUCUCAAGAAAUAAAGGCUUCCAAUCUAAAAAGAAAACCUUCAACUUGGUCAAGGGCUUCAAUACCAAGACCUCCAAAAUCUUUUCCACCAAGAAUGAAAAGGUCGGUGGGACUUAAUAGUAACCCUAAAGUAUCAUCACCAACAGCUCUGUCUGUCCAAAAAAGAAAAGAAAAUAAACAGCUUUCUGUAUGCAUAUCACAGAAGAACAAGAAUAGGGCUGUUUUCACAGCAAAUGAUGUUAAAGUUUCAAAUCAUUCCAACUCAAUACCUAUCCUUCAGGAUGCUAAUGUAGUAAAGUGGGUUGAAAAUGCAAUUUCCAAAGCCCCCAAUGGACUGUGGGAAACACGGUUGUCUGUUUUAUUUAAAGAAAAGUUCAACAAUCUCUCACCAGAUGAGCUAAUUGAAGAACUGAAAUUUCGUCCAGAUAUAGCUCGUAUUGAGGAACCUAUUCCAGGCAGACGCCUAUUGUAUCCUUUGAAGAAUAAUGUAUCAAGGAAAGCAAGCACAGAUGACAAAGAGUUUGAAUUGUUGUAUAAACCUCCUAAUACCGGGAGCACGGUGGCUGUCUUUGUUACACAUAUAAACACGCCAAAUUCUUUUUAUGUAAGUCAAACAGAUUUGAUCACGGAGAGUUUGAAUAAUGACAUUCAAGAACAAUACACAUCAACAUUUUUCAGCAUGGAUGCAACACAUUCUAUUUCACCUGGGGAUGUUUAUUGUGCACAGUUUACUGAAGACAAGAACUUCUAUCGAGCAUGUGUUCUUGAUGUUGUUGAUAAUGAGAAUGUCAAAGUUUUAUAUGUUGACUUUGGAAAUACUGAAAUUCUUCCUGUUGUUAAAUUAAGAGUUUUAAUUGAUCAGUUUAAAGUCCCUCCCAUACAAGCUUAUGAAUGUUGUCUUGAUGGAGUACAACCUCAUGAUAAGACUGAUCAAUGGAAUGAUGAAGCCAUUAAUAUGUUUGAAAAACGUAAAGUUCUUACUGUAACGUUAACUGAUGUCUUAACACAGAAAAAUGUUGGCGAAGAAAUGAAGAAAUGUGGCGUUGCUGUUUCUAACAAAAACUCAGAGAUAACAUCAUCGUCAUCUUCGUCGUCUUUGUCAUCUUCGUCGGGAAAUGAUGGCUUUCCCAAUCGCUUACGACUUAUGAAAUCGUCAAAAUCGCCCGGUAUUGUUGAUCUACCUAAAGAGAGCUUUGUUGACGUGUUUGUCUGUAACAUAACAGGAACAUAUAGUGUAUUCCUUCGUUUAAUUGGUGAUGAAUAUUCUGAGAAGUUAGAUAGAUUACAUGAAAGUAUGAUGUCUUACUAUAGCGAUAGCGAUAUCAAAGAGAAAAUCACAUCGGAUCCAAUGGUUGGCGAUCUAUUUGCGAUGUUUUCUGAGUUUCAAUGGUGUCGAGUGAAAGUUCUCAAUAUAAAAAAUGACAAAAUUUCAGUUUAUUUUGUUGAUCACGGUGAAACAAUCGUAACGAAAAAGGACGAAUUGAGACUUUUACCAUCUCAGUUUACUAAGCUGCCAUUUCAGGCCUUUCAGUGUGCCUUGAAUGGACUUCCAAAGACCAAGAAUCCCGACGUUGUUGAUAAGUUGAAGAAUUUAAUUUUGUAUGAGGAGGCUGUUGCAGAAAUCAUUGAAAGAACAAAAGAUCUUGUAUUUAUCGAGUUAGUCGACACAAGAAGCGAUGCUAAUAUUGUCAUUAAUCAGAUUGUAGGGAAACUUGUUAUUCCAGAUGAAGAGUUGAAGCCUGUUUUACCAAAAGUUGGUCUAACAACAGAUGUUGAUAUUACUUAUAUCUCACCAGAAGGAUUUGUUUUCGUACAUGUUUCAAUGGCUGGAAGUAAACGAUUGGAAGAAGUAAACAAUGACCUCAAUGAAUAUUAUACAUCCAAGCGCUCGAAAGCUAACGAAUUUGUUUCCAAGCCUUCUAUUGGCAAAAUAUGUUGCGCCAAGUGUCAAGAAGAUGGAAACUGGUACCGAGCUACGAUUCUUGCUAUCAACGAUAAAAUGUUCGAAGUUGAAGUAUUAUACGCCGACUAUGGAAACACUGAGACAAUGUCUGUGACCAAUUUACGUGAACCAAUGCAGGACAAUCCCCAUGUACUCAGUCUACCAUUUCAGGCUUUGGAAUGUCAACUGUACGAUGUUCCCAAGGAAUGCUGGAAUGACGAUAUCAUAGACAAAAUAUUAGGAUAUGCUCAACAAAACAAGCUAUGCGCCGAGGUUUUAUCAGAUGAAGACAAGCCUGUAUUAAGCCUUAUGGUUCAGGAGGAGAAUUCAAAUGGUCAGCACAACACUCAUCGCUUGGCAUCGUUACUCGGUCUUACUGCAGACUCUCAAGAGUCUGAAGGUUCAAAAGAAUCUUUGAGUAAUUUAAAGAGUAACAGCAAUGAUAAAAACAAUCAAGAUCAAAUGAACGAGGAAGCUCUCAUAACCGUCAUGGAUGAAAAAGCAAAUUCUCUUCAGGAGUAUCAAAAGACUGUGACCGUUGAAAAUCAAGCUGUACAGGUUACUCCUUCUGUAUUGGCUGCUCAAAAUUUGUUGUGCAAAGUUUUGAAAUUAAAUAAAGGAUGGUUUGAUGUCUUUGUCUCUUACGUUGAAAAUCCAGACAAAUUUACGAUACAACUGUUGGAAAACGAUGCAGAAAUUUCGGCCUUGUCUAUAAAUAUGAACGAAUUUUAUGAGAAUGAGUUAGGUGACAAUGAUUUGACUGUUGAACAAGGUGGUGUAUAUGCAGUGUUAAAUGACGAUGAUGGAUGGUAUCGUGCCGUAGUGGAGCAUAUUUUACCUCAUAGAAAAGCUUACAUUCUAUUCUUGGACUAUGGUGAUCAUGCUGCGGUUGAUUGGGACGAUAUACGAGAUUUGGAUGAAAAAUUUCUUCAACUGCCGAUACAAGGUGUUACGUGCAAACUUGAAGGUGUCGCAGCGACGAAGAAAAAAUGGUCAAAAUCAGCUCUAAAAAACUUUAGAUAUUUAAUUUUUGAGCGUUACAUUGUUGCUCGAAUCACCAGCACACACAGAGAUUAUCAUUAUGAUGAAGUUGUUUCUCUAGAACUUUGUGAUACAGAGGAUCCUACCCAGGACGUGUUUAUUGCACCAAAAUUCAUCGAAAAUAACUCAGAUGUUGUUGAGAAGAAGAAAAACAAUGAACUUACGUGAUCCAUUGUUGAAUAAAAAUUAUAUCAUGGUAUCGUCCCAGAUCUAUUGAACCUGGGCUUAUGUUGACGUAGUAAAAGAGCGCCAUUGACACAAUGUAAUGUUAUUUUGAGCGACAUCUUUUGGUAUAGUAUUAAAUUUAGAAAUUCCUUUUUUAUUCACAAGACGCUUGAGAGACUUUAAACAGUCUGUCCAAAUUGUUAAAGAAUGGAAACAACUUUUUAUUGCGAAGAUAAUAUUAAUGUCAUUAGUUCAUAUCUUGAUGGAUUGGAGGAAACAUUGUGAAAGAUUGAAGAACGCGCUUAAAACACUGGGUUUUACCUUUGAUGUUGUCUUGAGCAAGGUCGCUUUGGAUUGACGAAGAACCAUCACUAAUAUUGAAGCAUCACAUGAGUUAUAAUAUUUGAUAAGAUUUUAUUUUUGUAAUGAUCAUGUUUGUAAGUAUGACGAAUAUAUGUUUUGGAGAAUUUUAGUUAAA